This is a messenger RNA of Pyrenophora tritici-repentis Pt-1C-BFP, 564 nucleotides long. Lineage: Eukaryota; Fungi; Ascomycota; Dothideomycetes; Pleosporales; Pleosporaceae. The record is from RefSeq and is a predicted model, not a curated record.
AUGUCCUCCGUGUUGCUUUUGGAUGUAGCGUUUGCCAAGGUACUGGGCGAAGCCGUUGAAGGCGGCACGAACGGCGAGCUAGAGAAUAAGCAAUGGGUGGUGCGGGGUGUAUCGAUAGACGUCCAUAUCCCGGUCUUGCUGUUGUUUGUCAAAGGGAGGUGGCUUUUCCCAGGAGCGUUGUAUCGGAUGUGGAGUGGCAUUAAUGCGCUGCUUACCGGAAACACAUGGUUGCUGCUUCUUCAGCCCUUUGGAAGCUUCGAAGGUUCCAAGCCGGGCGCGGGUCUCGAUCUGGAUCCGCCACUACCGAGAUGGCAGAAGCAGACGGCGCGCUGUCUGAUAAAGGUUCCCGAGGCUACAGCACGGGGUUGUCGUGUCCCUUUUAUUUGGCAGCCGUUGAUACGUCGCAGCGCAAAUUACCCGCGCUCUUUCGCAGUCGCGGGUUGCCUCUUGUUUCAUAUUUGCAUGCUUGGCGCCCCAUUCCCCAUCGGCCUUGCAGUUGUUGCAGAUUCCCGUCGUACCUGUAUGACGGCCAGCCUCGAGAAGCUGCAGCCAAUUGCAAGCUGA